Molecule: messenger RNA, 1026 nt
Organism: Haemonchus placei
Lineage: Eukaryota; Metazoa; Nematoda; Chromadorea; Rhabditida; Trichostrongylidae
Source: the annotation of a GenBank genome assembly
AUGAAGUACCUUGUGCUUGCCCUCUGCAUACAUCUUAUUCAAGCAGCUGUCUUACCUGAGGCAGAUGUCCUCACCGAGGAGAUUCCACUGCAAGCGCAGGUGCUUAGCGGUGAUGAGUUAUUAGACUAUUUGAGAAAGAACCAGAGACUCUUCGAGGUCGAAGCCACCCCUGCAGGCCAUAAUUUCGAUCGCAAGUUGAUGGAUCUGAGCUUCAUUAACCAGAAUAGGAAGCCUGUUUUCGAAGACAAGAACGACAAGGGCGAAGACAUCCCGGAAAGUUUCGACGCUCGAACCAAAUGGUCAAAGUGUUCAUCACUCAAACAUAUCCGUGACCAAGCUAAUUGCGGAUCAUGCUGGGCAGUAUCAACAGCAUCAGCCCUUUCGGAUCGUAUCUGCAUUGCUAGUAACGGACGAAAACAGGUGUAUGUCUCAGCAACGGACAUUCUUUCAUGCUGCGGAACCCAAUGUGGUUACGGAUGUAACGGUGGUUGGCCAAUUCAAGCCUUCAACUACUUCUCAAAACAAGGUGCUGUCACUGGAGGAGAUUACAAAGCUACGAGCGGCUGCCGUCCUUACCCGUUCCAUCCAUGCGGGCAUCACGGAAAAGAUACGUACUACGGAGAGUGUCCAAAUGAAGCAACUACUCCAAAAUGUGUGAGGAAGUGCCAAAAAAGUUACAAGAGAUCAUACAAGAAGGACAGAACGCUCGGCAAAGAUGCUUAUGAACUACCCAAUUCGGAGAAAGCUAUCCAGAGGGAGAUCAUGAAGAAUGGACCUGUCGUCGGUGCUUUCACUGUUUAUGAGGACUUCUCCUACUACAAAAAAGGAAUCUAUAAGCACACAGCAGGUAAAGCACGAGGUGGUCAUGCUAUUAAGAUAAUCGGAUGGGGUAAGGAAGGUGGUGUGCCAUAUUGGCUCAUUGCUAAUUCGUGGCACAAUGACUGGGGAGAGAAUGGCUACUUCCGCAUACUUCGUGGAAGCAACCACUGUGGAAUUGAAGAAAACGUUGUAGCCGGACACGUCUGA